Molecule: messenger RNA, 2309 nt
Organism: Pogoniulus pusillus (Red-fronted tinkerbird)
Lineage: Eukaryota; Metazoa; Chordata; Aves; Piciformes; Lybiidae
Gene: DNAI2
Product: dynein axonemal intermediate chain 2
Exons: 13
Coding region: 71-2194 (707 amino acids)
Biological process (GO): outer dynein arm assembly; cilium movement
Cellular component (GO): outer dynein arm
Molecular function (GO): dynein light chain binding; dynein heavy chain binding
Source: RefSeq, a predicted model, not a curated record
GCGGGACACCCGGGCCCGGGGGAUCCCUGAGCACAGCUGCCUCCUUCCAGGCGUCCCCGGUACGGCCACCAUGGAGAUUACCUACGUGUACACGCGGAAGCGCAGCGAGUUUGGGCGGCCUUGCAGCUUCUCGGACCGGCCGGCCACGGUGACUGCGGACAUCCCCCCGGACCCCAGCUUGGCCAGUGGCUUCGUCCUCAGGGACCCUGUGGAUAGCUAUGUCCAGCACACCAGCGAGAUGUCAGAGCAUGAGGUUAACACCGAGAGUGUGAAGGUGGAGUCCCGUGGUGUCAACCACGUGGAGGGUGGGUGGCCCAGAGACAUCAAGCCCCAGGAGGCAGAACAAACUCUGCGCUUCAGGAAGAAAGUGGAGAAAGACGAAAACUACAUCAACACCAUCAUGCACCUCGGCUCUCUGAUGGAGCACUGCGUCAGGCAGAACAACACUGUCAACAUCUAUGAGGAGUACUUUGGAGAGGAGGAGAUGCUGGAGAUGGAAGAUGAGCCCCCCUUUGCAAAAACCAUCAAUGUCAUCAGGGACCCAAACAUAACCAAGAGGACAGCCACACAUCUCUCCUGGCACCCUGACACAUGCAUGAAACUGGCAGUAGCUUAUUCCAGCCUGGAAUUCCAGCACAGCAUGAAAGACAUGAGCUUUGACUCCUACAUCUGGGACCUUGAAAACCCCAACAAGCCGGAGCUUGUUCUCAGGCCAUCAUCCCCUCUUGUGAGCCUGGAAUACAACCCCAAGGACUCCUACAUCCUGCUGGGAGGAUGCUACAAUGGGCAGAUGGCUUACUGGGACACCAGGAAAGGGGGGCUGCCCGUGGAGGUGUCCACCGUGGAGGUCAGCCACAGGGACCCUGUGUAUGGAGCCAUCUGGUUGCAGUCCAAAACGGGCACUGAAUGCUUCUCUGCCUCUACUGAUGGGCAGGUGCUGUGGUGGGACACCCGCAGGCUGUCUGAGCCCACUGAGACAUUGGUCCUGGACAUCACCCGGAGAGGGCUGCUGGAGAAUGCCCUGGGUGCCAGCACGCUGGAGUAUGAGCCCACCAUGCCCACCAAGUUCAUGGUUGGCACCGAGCAGGGCAUCGUCGUUGCCUGCAACCGCAAGGCCAAGACACCUGCUGAAAAAAUCACCAGCACCUUCAGUGGGCACCAUGGACCUGUCUAUGCCCUGGCCAGGAACCCCUUCUACCCCAAAGUCUUCCUGACAGUUGGUGACUGGACUGCUCGGAUCUGGUCAGAGGAGACCAAGGAGUCCUCAAUUAUGGGCACAAAGUACCACCUCUCCUACCUGACAGAUGGCUGCUGGAGCACUGUGAGGCCAGCUGUCUUCUUCACCACCAGGUCAGAUGGGACCCUGGACGUCUGGGACUUCCUCUUCAAGCAGAAGGACCCUUCUCUCUCCCUGAAGGUCUGUGACGAGGCCCUGUCCAGCCUGCGCCUGCAGGACAAUGGACGUGUCCUUGGCUGUGGCUCGAAGCUGGGCACUGUCACCCUGCUGGAAAUCUCCUCCGGGCUCUGCACCCUGCAGAGGAACGAGAAGAACCUGGCCACCGCCAUGUUCGAGCGGGAGACGAAGAGGGAGAAGAUCCUGGAGGGCCGGCACCGAGAAAUGCGGCUGAAGGAGCGUGCCAGGUCAGAGGGACAGGGCAAAGAGGCGGAGGAGAGGCUGCCGCAGAGCCCCCAGGAAGUCCUUGACCAUGCCCGCAGGGAGUUCUUUGAGGUCAUCGAGGCGGAGAGGGCACGAGCAGAGAGCCAGCGUCUGCAGGGCAAGGUGAAAGAACGCAGGAGAGAGGAGAUGGCUGCACAGGAGGAAGAGGGGCGAGAGAGCCAGCAGCCCGAGGGGCGAGAGAGCCAGCAGCCUGAGAGGCAAGAGAGCCAGCUGCCCAAGGGGCAAGAGAGCCAGCAGCCCGAGGGGCGAGAGAGCCAGCAGCCCGAGGGGCAAGAGAGCCAGCUGCCCAAGGGGCGAGAGAGCCAGCUGCCCAAGGGGCGAGAGAGCCAGCUGCCCAAGGGGCAAGAGAGCCAGCUGCCCAAGGGGCAAGAGAGCCAGCAGCCCGAGGGGCAAGAGAGCCAGCAGCCUGAGGGUCAAGAGAGCCAGCUGCCCAAGGGGCAAGAGAGCCAGCAGCCCGAGGGGCAAGAGAGCCAGCUGCCCAAGGAGGAGGAGGAGGAUGCUGCCAAGGAGCCGUAGCCACGACGGGAGCAGUGGUCACGCAGAAGCCUUCGUGUUGGUCAGAGCUGCUCCCUGGCCCUUUGCCUUCCUGAGCAGUUCUUUUUCUUCAGGGUGAAUAAACAGGAGUUUGCCA